AACACCUUAAACUACUAUUUUUGUUCUUGUUAUCAGCAGCAACAAUUGAAAAACAAAUCCAUCAACAACAUAUUCAGUCGCCGCCAUUUUUUGUUUCUUUAAAACUUCAAAGUGCUGCUUAAACGUCAUUGUCGUAUUCGACGUCUUCGCAAAAUAGGAUACGGAAAUAUCUACAAAGAAACCACACAAGAAAAAACUUUUUUAAGUAAGAUCUAAAAAAUAACUAGUGAAACAACAAAGAAAUUACAAUACAAGCCAAACAAAGUUUCGUAACAACCAAAAACUAUAACUAUAACAACAAAAACUUAAAUACAAUUCAACGUUUAUGAAUGAUGGCCGAUCACAUGGAAGAACCUCCGCAAAAGCGGAUGAAAGUGGAUGAUCUUUAUUUGUUGGAGGAAAAUUUACCGGAUGAAUUGGUCUACAACCUGGGUGAUCAACUAGGUGGACCUGGGGCAGGACCUGGUUCUGGUGGUGGUGCUCCAAAUCAUGGCAUGGCUGUUAAUGUCGUGGGCGGGCCAAAUAAACCCCCUGCCCAAGGUCCAGGUCCCGGUGCUGGCGGCCCACAAUUAAAUGGUUCGGUGGACGAUGUCAAUUCAGCAGGCGGUGGUCCUGGUGGCAAUCCCCUAAGGCAAAUGCAUCACAAUCAACAUUUGCAACAUUUGCUUCAGGGGAAUAAAAAUCCUGGUAUGGUUGGCAAUCCCAUGGGCGCCGCUGUAAUGAAUCAGUUGGGCAGUAAAUCUCCAAAUUUGCAAUCCCCUAACACCGGUGGCAUGCAAGUGAAUGUAAAUCAGAUGUGCGCAAUAGUGAAUUCGAUGCCGAUGUCAAUAUCCAACAAUGGCACCCAAAUGAAUUCUAUGUCGGGUAUGAACACCAUCGCUCAAGGAAAUAUGGGUAAUAUGGUUCUUACAAAUAGUGGAAUGGGUGGUAUGGGCGUAGGAGGUGCUGGGAUGAUUAAGCAACAGAUGGGCGCCGGUCCUGGCGGCAUGAUGAAUGCUGGUCCUGGCGGUGUGGGACCUGUGGGUCCCGGUAACAUGGGUCCGUCGGUUGGUGGUCCCAAUCAGGGCAUGCAUAUGGGUGGUCCAGGAGGACAUCCACAAGUAAUGCAAAAUGGACCAAUGAUGCGUAUGGUCGGUCAACAACAUAUGAUACGUGGACCAAACCCACAUUUAAUGGGUGGUAAUGGACCCGGAAUGGGUGGUCCUCGCAUGCAAAAUCCAAAUAUGCAAAUGGGUCAAAUGAACAAUAUGGUUGGUGGAGGAGUUGGCGGACCGAACGGACCCUAUGGCGGUGGGGUCGGUGUCGGCAACGUUGGCAACUAUGGAGGCCCUGGCGGUCCUCAAGGCGGUAUUAAUGUGAAUGCCAAUAAUCCUCAACAACAGAUGUUAGCUCAACAAAUUGCGGCACAACAUGGUGGUGUUCCACCAAAUAUGACAGCGGCUAUGCAACAGAGUCAGCGGGGUCCUGGCGGUGUGCCCCUCGGCAUGGGUGGUGCGGGCGUUGGGGGUGAUGGUAGUGGAGCUGGUCUGGUCGGUGGUCCACAACAACAGAUGAACAAUGCUCAAAUGAAUCCCAACCAACAGCAAAACCCACAAGGCGGCUUAAUGGGAGCUGGCGGUAUGGGUGGCAUCAGACCACCACAGGCGGGCGCUGGGCCUGGAGGUCCUCAACAAAACUCCAUGAUGCUUCCCCAACAACAACAACAGCAACAGCAGCAGCAACAACAGCAACAACCGGGCACUUCUCAGCAAGGCGGCGGCAAUGCUGGUGGCGGUGGAUCAGGAGCUGGAGCCGGUGGUGCGGGCGGCAGCGCUAGCGGCCAACAUAUCACUGACGAGCGUAAGAAGCAGAUACAACAACAACUUAUGCUGUUGCUGCAUGCGCAUAAGUGCAACAGGCGUGAAAGUCUAAAUCCGAACCGAGAAAAGUGUAGUGUUCAGUACUGUAAACCCAUGCAGGAUGUUCUUACCCACAUGGCAAAUUGUAAACAAAGCAGAGAUUGUACAGUUCAACACUGUAUAUCUUCAAGGCAGAUUUUGUUGCAUUAUAAAACGUGUCAACGUUCCGAUUGUAUCAUUUGUUACCCAUUCCGUCAAAAUCAUGCUUUCCAAAACAAUAACCCAAAUGCUGCAGGUGGUGCAGCUGGCGGUGGCGGUAAUAAUGCCAACCAACAACAACAAGUUCAGCCUAAUGCGAAUGAUAAACAAGUUCCUGGUGGCGUUGGUGGGCCACAACAAGUAGGAGGGCCACAGCAAUCGGGAAGCGGAGUGCAACCGGGCGGGGGAGCACCAAAUGUUACAACGGGUGCGGGUGGCAUGCCCGUUGGUGGAGUCGGCCCCAACCAGGGACAAAUGAAUAUGAAACCCAAUGCAACAGACAUGCAACAGCAAAUGCAAAAUGCAUCUCAAAACCCUAAUCAAGAAAUACGACGAUUUGACAGCAUGGGGAUGCAGGGAGCUGUGGGCAAUGCUGGAGGGCCAAACAAUAUGCUGCAAGGCAAUGCAGUGGUGAAUGCCCAGCAGCAACAACAAAUGCAAGGCAUACGCAUGGCAGGUGUGCCUCCACCAGUACGUGUCAUGUCCAAUGCUGUUGGUGGACCAGGUGUAGGCGUAGCAGUGGGGCCCUCUUCGGGCGGAGCUGGUGGCAACAAUGAUCAAGUGGGAAUGCGGCAGGUUGUCAAUAAUUUGCAUAUCAGCGGCGGAGGCAACGGAACUGGUCCCGAUGGUGGCGGCGGUGCCGGUAUGCAAAAUCAGCAACAGAUGCUUCUCCAGGGAGCUGGAGGACCCAAUAAAUUUCAAAUGGCCGCAGUACCCACCCCGCGCCUGUCUGACUUAUUAAAACCCGGUGUAAAAGUUCCGACAGACCCCAGCCAAGUUCAACCAAACGCGCUGAGUCAGCAGCAACAACAGCAGCAGCAAGCGAACAUUCCCCUGUCGGUCAAUGUACAUAAUAAUUUCAAUAAUUCCAACAUAAAUACACUGCUAGGUACGGGAAAUUCCGGCGACAUGGUUGGCAGCGGUCCCAUUGGUGGCGGUGGGCCACCAAACAAACAAUUGACUCCUCAAGAAUUGGCCAAGAUGAAAAUGCAGGCACAAGCGGGCGGAGGCUUAGUUGGUGGUCCGAAUAAUACUCCUCCUAAUAGUGCAGUAACAGGUAACCCAAAUGCUCCAGGUGGCGCCAUGGGAGGAAGUGGGGUUCCAAAUGUUCCCGGCGGUAAUACGAGCGCCAGUGGCAGUGGCGUACCAUCUACUUCUCAAAAUCCCGGUGGGGCCGGUGGAAGUGGCGGUCCAAGUGGCGCCAGCGGUACUGGUGGCGAUGAGAACAAAGAUUGGAGAGAAUUGGUUACAGACGACCUCCGAAAGCAUUUGGUUCACAAAUUGGUCCAAGCGAUAUUCCCUACAUCGGAUCCAGCCACAAUGUUGGACAAGCGCAUGCAUAAUCUCGUAUCCUAUGCGGAAAAAGUGGAAAGGGAUAUGUAUGAAAUGGCAACAUCUCGAUCGCAAUACUACCACCUGCUAGCUGAAAAAAUAUAUAAAAUCCAAAAGGAGUUGGAGGAGAAGCGGCUGAAAAGGAAGGAGCAGCAAUUAUUGCAAAUGCAGCAGCAACAACAAGGCGGUAAUGCUGGUGCAGUAGGUGCUGGUCCCAGCAAUGUUGCCGGUGGCGCCGCAGGUCCCAAUACGACCGGAGGACUUCCCCCUGUAGGUGGUCAACAAUUGCCACCUGGUCAUCCUGGUCAACAAAUGCAACAGCAAAUACGACCCAUGGUUAGUCCCAUGGGCGGAGGUGUUGGUCCUGGCGGACCAAAUCAAGGUGGCAUGCCCAUGGGUGGUGCGGCUAGCAUGAUGCAACUAAGAGGUCAAACUCCAGGCAAUGUAGGUGGUAUCAUGCCCGGCCAAAAUAUCGGUGGAAUGCGUAGUCAUUCGCCCGGUGGUAGUAUGCUGGCCAUGCAGCAACAGCAACAACAACAGCGUAUGCAAUUCCCGCAACAAGGUAACAUGUUAGUCGGCCCACCGGGACCCAGUCCAGGGGGCAAUAGCAUGGGUGGCAGCGGUAUUCCAACAUCACAACAACAAAAUAUGGUCGUUCCCAAUCCUGUGCUGUCGCCGUUCACCGGACAGGCUAUGCAGCCUGGACCAGGUUCUGCGGGUGGAGGCGGUGUAGCUGGUGUGCUGACAAGUCCUAUUCCCGGACAGCAACAACAGUUCAUAAAUGCUAAUGGUGGUACGGGAGCUCAUGCCUCUCAGCAAUUGAGUGAAAUGAUGAAGCAGCAGCGCAUGAUGCAACAACAACAGCAGCAGCAAAGUGGAAUGAUGCUGCCCCAGUCGCCUUUUAAUAAUGCCAACACGCAAAUGCAGCAACAGCAGCAAAAUACUUUUACAUCUCCAAUGUCCCAGCAGCAACAACAACAACAAAAGCAGCAACAAAGCAUGAUGGUGGGUAGUGCUGGAGGAAGCAUGGGAAAUAUGCCACCAACGCCAACCAGUAUGGAUUCGCUUACAGCGGCCACAGGCACAAGUGCGGCGGGACCAACCAGCGUAACUAGUACAGCUUCCGCAACAGUAGGUGCCGCUGGCGGCAUGGUGGCGGCACCAAGUCCUUCGCCUAGUUUUACUACGAAUGGUCCCCUAGGAACUCCCCUCAAUAGCAACAAUCCACCCUCGGUACCAUCUCUAAUGCAGUCCAUAGGUGAUCGUGGAAACACGCCGCCACCAACAGCAAUGAAUCCUACAUCUCCUGCCUCAGCGAAUGCAACGCCUGCAGCUGUAGCCAGUGCAAGCACCACAGCCGCGGUCCUUCAAUCGGCCACACCAACACCAUCGACUACACCUUCGUCUGCAUCCGUAGCGGUGGCAUCAUCGACUGCUAUAACAUCGGGCUCAACAAUAACCACGACCAAUGCAGCGACAACGCCAUCAACAGUUACUACCUCCGUCACAGCAACAUCGUCGGCUAACUCAGCUGCUGUGGCAGCGGCAGUAGCGCUACCUUCCAUACCAAUAACUUCAACGCCAUCAACUUCAGCAAUAGCAGCCGCGACUACAACUGAUACCAGUGUUUCCAGCAAUGGAGUUGUACAAAACCAACAACAGAUAACAUCAAUGGGUAAAGGCAGUUCUGGGACAACAACUACUACCUCAGCCAUCAGUUCAUCCCUACCCUCGACCCGGCCAUCAGCAGCAGUUAGCAGCAGCAAUAGUCUGUCCUCACAAAUGGCAGCUCUGGAAGCAGCAGCCCGUGAUACCGAUGACGAUGCUCCACCGCCACCUUCUCCCAAUGGCGAUUCCCAAAAUGCUGGUAAAUCUUGCAAAGGCAAAUUGGAUUCCAUAAAACAAGAGGAUGAUAUCAAAAAAGAAUUCAUGGAUGACGGCAGUGCUGGCGACAAUUCCCAACAGGAGUCAUCGGCUGGCGUUGGCAAAAACGUAAACAAUGAUGGCACGGCCAAAUUGGAUAUAAAAACCGAAGACGGUGAUGUUAAAAUCAAAACCGAGCCAAUGGAGGUUGACGAAACGGGUGGAACCACUGGUGGGGAAGCAUCAAAAGCUUCUGGCACUUCUGGCGGUGACAGCAAAGAUGAUAUAAAGGCCAUGGUAGAUGGUAGUUCAUCAAAUGCCACAACAACUGCAGCCGGUGGUGAAGUUAAAGUAAAAACCGAAACUAAACCUGUGGUACCAGAGCCCCUGAUGUCCAAUGCUGGCGACAAGAAAAAGAAAUGCGUUUUCGAUCCAGAGGAAUUAAAACAAGCCUUAUUGCCGACAUUAGAGAAACUCAUACGUCAUGAGCCCGAAUCAGUGCCAUUCCGUUACCCGGUUGAUCCGCAAGUCCUAGGCAUACCCGAUUAUUUCGAAAUAAUUAAGAAGCCCAUGGAUUUGGGUAGCAUACGCAAUAAUCUAAUGAAUGGCAAAUACAAUGAUCCUUGGGAGUAUGUAGAUGAUGUUUGGCUAAUGUUUGACAAUGCUUGGUUGUAUAAUCGCAAAUCAUCCAAGGUCUACAAAUACUGUACAAAGCUUUCUGAAGUUUUUGAACAAGAAAUUGAUCCUGUGAUGCAGGCCUUGGGCUAUUGCUGCGGCCGCAAAUACACCUUUAAUCCUCAAGUUCUGUGUUGCUUUGGGAAACAAUUGUGUACCAUACCAAGAGAUGCCAAAUACUAUAGUUAUCAAAACAGUCUAAAGGAUUAUGGUGUUGCCUCAAACAGAUAUACCUUCUGCCAGAAAUGUUUCAACGACAUCCAAGGGGAUACCGUAACACUGGGCGAUGACCCGCUGCAAUCACAAACUCAAAUCAAGAAAGAUCAAUUUAAAGAAAUGAAAAAUGAUCACCUCGAACUCGAGCCAUUUGUCGAUUGUCAAGAAUGUGGUCGUAAACAACAUCAAAUCUGUGUCUUAUGGUUGGAUUCCAUAUGGCCAGGAGGUUUCGUCUGUGACAAUUGCCUGCAAAAGAAGAAUUCCAAACGAAAAGAGAACAAGUUCAAUGCUAAGCGUUUACCCACCACUAAAUUGGGUAUCUACAUUGAGACACGCGUCAAUAAUUUCCUGAAGAAAAAGGAAGCGGGUGCUGGGGAAGUUCACAUACGUGUCGUCUCGUCUUCGGAUAAAUGUGUUGAAGUCAAGCCGGGCAUGCGAAGACGUUUUGUGGAAAAUGGCGAAAUGAAUUCGGAAUUCCCAUAUAGAGCGAAGGCAUUGUUCGCCUUCGAAGAGGUGGACGGCAUAGAUGUUUGUUUCUUUGGCAUGCAUGUGCAAGAGUAUGGCUCCGAGUGUCCAGCGCCCAAUACGAGGCGCGUCUAUAUUGCCUAUUUGGAUUCAGUGCACUUCUUUAGACCUCGACAAUAUAGGACAGCAGUUUAUCAUGAAAUUUUAUUGGGCUAUAUGGAUUAUGUGAAACAAUUGGGUUACACCAUGGCUCAUAUUUGGGCCUGUCCUCCAUCCGAAGGAGAUGACUACAUUUUCCACUGCCAUCCUACAGAUCAAAGAAUACCAAAACCAAAGCGUUUGCAAGAAUGGUACAAGAAAAUGCUGGACAAGGGCAUGAUUGAACGUACCAUACAAGACUACAAAGAUAUUCUAAAGCAAGCUAUAGAGGAUAAGCUGACAUCGGCCGCAGAAUUGCCUUAUUUCGAAGGUGAUUUCUGGCCUAAUGUUUUGGAGGAAAGUAUAAAAGAAUUGGAUCAGGAAGAGGAGGAGAAAAGAAAACAAGCCGAAGCUGCGGAAGCAGCAGCUGCUGCUAUUUUCUCCAUAGAAGAUAAUGAAGUUAGUGGGGAUGGUAAAAAGAAGGGACAGAAGAAGGCCAAAAAGUCCAACAAAUCAAAGGCUGCUCAACGUAAAAACAAUAAAAAAUCCAAUGAACAACAGGCUGGCAAUGAUCUCUCGGCGAAAAUUUAUGCCACCAUGGAAAAGCACAAAGAAGUGUUCUUUGUUAUACGUUUACACUCUGCCCAAUCUGCAGCUAGUUUGGCGCCCAUACAAGAUCCCGAUCCUUUGUUGCAAUGCGAUCUUAUGGACGGUCGUGAUGCAUUCCUUACAUUGGCUCGUGAUAAACACUACGAGUUCUCAUCAUUGCGUAGAGCCCAAUUCUCAACGCUUUGCAUGUUGUACGAGUUGCAUAACCAAGGACAAGAUAAAUUUGUCUACACCUGCAAUAACUGCAAGACUGCCGUUGAAACACGCUACCAUUGUACAGUGUGUGAUGACUUUGAUUUGUGCACUUUGUGCAACGAAAAGAUUGGCCAUCCCCAUAAAAUGGAGAAACUUGGUUUCGAUUUGGAUGAUGGUUCUUCUCCGGCCGAUUUGAAACAAGCCAAUCCUCAAGAGGCCCGCAAACAGUCUAUACAACGCUGCAUCCAGUCAUUGGUGCAUGCUUGUCAAUGUCGCGAUGCCAAUUGCCGUCUACCUUCGUGUCAGAAGAUGAAAAGGGUGGUACAGCACACCAAAAAUUGCAAGAGAAAAACGAAUGGUGGUUGUCCAAUUUGCAAGCAGCUUAUUGCCUUGUGCUGCUACCACGCCAAACAUUGCCAAGAGCAAAAGUGUCCAGUGCCUUUCUGUCCAAAUAUUAAACACAAACUCAAGCAACAACAGUUACAACAAAAGUUGCAACAACAACAGUUGUUACGCAGGCGUGUUGCUCUUAUGUCUCGCACUGUUACUGCACCCGCAGCACUACCCGGCCCAGCAGUUCCCAAUCCUGCAGUGGUUGUGCCUGGAGGAGUGCCAGUCCCAAGCGUGGCAAUGGGUGGUGUUGCUGUAAGCCCGGCUGUAAUGGGUGGGCAGCCCGCCAUAAUGCCUGCAGGCGCUGGAGCCAUGAGUCCAUCUACAGUUCCGGUUCCAUCACCUGUUUCAACGCCUAUAGCCGGCGGUGGCAUGACAUCACCACACCCUCAUCAGCCUGGUAUUGGUAUGAAACCAGGUGGUGGGCAUUCACCUUCGCCCAAUGUUUUGCAGGUUGUUAAACAGGUGCAAGAAGAAGCGGCGAGACAGCAAGUACCACAUGGUGGUGGCUUUGGCAAAGGCGGUGCAAUGGCUCCACCCGUAAUGCAACGACACCAUAUGGGUGGUUUGCCUAAUCAACCUAAUCCCGGCAUGGUGGGCAAUGUUGGCAAUGUUCCCGUUGCUACAGUGGUUCCCAUGGGCCCCGGAGGCAGCAGUGUUAUGGGUGCCAACCUUCUGCCCAUGGAUCAAUGGGGAAAUCGUUAUCCCAAUAAUAAUGCCAAUCAGGGCAUGCGUCAACCUAACCAAAAUCAGGUCAUGCAACAAAAUGCUAUGCAGCAACAAAGUAUGAUGGGUGGUAUGGUAGGUGCUGCUGGUGGUUCGCAACAAAUGCCCGGCAGUUCUGGGAAUAUGCCAGGAAACGCACAAGGCGUAGGCGUUGGUGGCGGUAUGGGUGGCAGUGGCGGAGGCGGUAUGGUUGGCAUGGGCGGAGCUGGUCCCAUGGGUGGCCCCGGUGGAAUACGUCCCCAGGGCCAACAUCCUAAUGCCGGAGUUGUGGGUUCUGGCCAAAUGCCGAACGGUCCCCUGAACAAUCAGUUAAAUACGCAACAGCUUGCUCAAAUUAUGCAGAAGAUUAAAAAUAAUCCCUCCAGUGAAGGUCAUCAACAAAUACUGCAAGUUCUAAAACAAAAUCCACAAAUAAUGGCAGCCAUUAUUAAACAAAGGCAACAAAGCCAAAAUAACGCAAAUGCCGGUGGUGGUGGCCAACAGGGAGCCGGUGGUGCUGCUGGCAAUGGACCUCAACAACAACAGGCCCAACAGCAGCAGCAGUUGCAGCAACAGCAAGUAAUGCAGCAACAACAAAUGCAGCACAUGAUGAACCAACAACAGCAACAAAUGCCACAAUCACAACAACAGCAACAGAUGAUGCAACAAGCCCAACAACAAAAUCCUGGCCAACAUCAACGAAUGCCAGGCAUACAAAGUCAUUUGUUGAUGCAGCAACAGCAGCAGCAGCAAGGACAAGCAUCCAACGCACAAUGGUUUAAAAUGCGCCAACAAAUAAAUUAUCCCCCGCCAUAUCGUCAACGACCACCUCAGCCAAUGGGAGGUGUUGGUGGUGGUGGUGGUGGCCAGCAAUUUGGUGGUGUGGGCUCAUUUGGUGGCCCUGGUGGUGGAGGUGUGGUUGGACCUACCGGAGGUCCCGUCGACCAAUAUACCGCCAUGCAGCAAGGCAUGAAACCAAAUCCUCAACAACAAAUGGGGGGAAUGCCUGGAGUACAACAGCAGCAAAUGAUGCAAGGAGCCGGUGGUAUGGUGGGAGGACCAAAUGUAAUGGGCCCACCAACACCGCAUACGCUACAGCAGCAGCUCAUGCAACAAUCAGCGAGAGCCUCUCCGCCUAUUAGAUCGCCCCAACCUACACCAUCACCACGAUCCGCCCCAUCACCUAGAGCAGGACCUUCGGCCUCACCACGAGCCCAGCCCUCUCCACAUCAUGUAAUGUCACAUUCACCCGCGCCACAAACAACCCAUGAUGGCUUACACAAUCAUGGAGGUAUGCAUCCGCAUCAAUCACCAUUGCCAGGUGUGCCACAAGAUGUGGUGGGUGGUGUUGGAGGUGUGGUGGGUGGUGUAGGCGUUGGUGGUCCCGGUGGCCCUGUGUCCGAUGCAUCAGAUCAAUUGACCAAAUUUGUGGAACAACUUUAGUGUAAUUAGCUAAUGGCAGCGGCUCAAUCCUAUCCAUCCCCUUCACAUCCACACCAACAUCCACCAGGACUUUGCGCCUCUCCUUCAUCCACACACGGAAGCCGCUUUAAUAUGAAUCAACCUCCACCUCCUCCUCCACCCACUCCCAAUACACAGCCACAUCAACAACAACAACACCGUUAUUUUUAAGCUAGACAUAUAAAAACGACAUGCAGACAUGUGCUAUUUAUCAUUUCAUACAAGAGUGUCUUUUUUUUAGAGAACAAGAGAUAAAUACAGGAUUUGUCCACCUUUUUGGACCAUAUACAGACCAAUAUCGCGUCAACAAGUCAGUAGUUAAAAAUUUGCAGAUAGUUAUCUGCAAAUGUCGUCAAUCAAAUCAUUCAAUCACACUCUUUUUACUCAUGUUAUUUAGUUUAUUUUAAUUUUCUACCCAUAGUUUUUCUCUACAACAACAGCAACAUAAAUAUGAACAUUAAAAAUGUUUUUUUAUGGUUAAAAUUAUUAUAUAUUUUUUAAUACUUUUAUAGAGUUUGAAAAAGUUCUUUGUUUAAUUUUGUACAUCCGAAUCAUUAUAAGGAAAUAUUUCUUUUUGUGGUAAUUUUACAUUUGACACAAUUCCUAGUAAUUCUCCUUCUUAAUUGUUAAGAUUUUAUCUGCUGCACACUCUAACAAAAUAAAACAAAAAAGUUGAAAAAGUAAGAAAAUCACCUCAUGUGUAACAUACAUAUUAUAGAAUUUAUUAUUAAAAAUCCCCAAACACACACACAAACAUACGCAGACUAAUGUUUUUGUUUUAGUUCUAUGUUCAAAUAAGAAGCGAAAACUUUUCCUCACGGUCCCCUCUCCAUAUUACGAAAGUAAAUGAAUACUAUCAUCAAUAAUAAUAAAAAUAAUAGUAAUGAUACUAAAUUAGAAGUAUAGCUUAUAAACAACAUUAUCAUAUAACAUAAACGCCUUAGCUAUAGUAAAACGAACACACACACAAAUAUUAAUAUUUAAAAUUAAAUUUAAAAAAAGAAACAGUUAAAAAUCAUAAACACUUAAGUCGUAGCAUUCUAAGGAAUUUUAUACUUUUCUCUAAAAACAAAAAAAAAAAAAAAAUAAUU
Molecule: messenger RNA, 11236 nt
Organism: Stomoxys calcitrans (stable fly)
Lineage: Eukaryota; Metazoa; Arthropoda; Insecta; Diptera; Muscidae
Gene: nej
Product: histone acetyltransferase p300
Exons: 16
Coding region: 330-10127 (3265 amino acids)
Biological process (GO): positive regulation of transcription by RNA polymerase II
Cellular component (GO): transcription regulator complex; nucleus; histone acetyltransferase complex
Molecular function (GO): transcription coactivator activity; protein binding; chromatin DNA binding
Source: RefSeq, a predicted model, not a curated record